UUUUUACAGAUAGAAUCAAAAGUAGGAAACUGACGACCUGUUCCAGACAUUCAUAGCUAGCUAGCUAGUCAAGAGACACUGCGGUACAGUUGUUUGCAAGGUGGAGAUGGAUGCAACGAAGGUCUGCGAGGGGAAUGAAGACACUAGGGGGGUGCGCAGGAGGGUGCAAGGUUCAGAUAAGGCAAUACUCGAGGGACGACCAGUUCAAGUGACUAACAUCUCAGCCUCCACCGUCUGUCAAGAAACUCGAUCGCCCACUCGCAAGUUAUCACGGUCCAAUUCUGGCCUCAGGCUAAAACCUGUUGUUCAGGCUGGUCGCCCCGGACAACCAACCAGGAGCGUACCCACUACAUGGUUCCAGCAUAACGAAGAGGGGCCUCCCCUUACUUAUAAGAUGGAGGUCAACUUGUUGCUAUGGCUACUCGUGGGCGUGGGAUUUGCUGUACGGUUUUGGAAACUAGACUGUCCCCGGAACAUAAUAUUUGAUGAGGUUCAUUUUGGCAAGUUUGCAAGUUACUAUCUCCAGCGAACGUUCUUUUUUGAUGUUCACCCCCCGCUAGGGAAGCUACUCUUUGCCGGGAUAGGUUACCUAGCUGGCUAUGAUGGCUCCUUCCUCUUCCCAAGCAUCGGAGUAGAGUUUCCUUUUAUGGUGCCGUACAUUGCAAUGCGUGGAGCCUCUGCUCUGUGCGGCUCUCUCCUCAUACCGUGUGUUUACUCUAUCAUGUUGGAGCUUGGUUUCUCCCACAGGGCAGCUCUCUUAGCAGGCUUCUUCACUAUAUUUGAAAACUCGCUGGUGCUUCAGAGCCGUGUCAUCAUGCUUGACUCGUUCCUCAUUCUCUUCACUUACCUCUCACUUCUCUGCUUCCUCAAGUUCUACCAUCAGAGACACGCCCCAUUCUCCCCGUCCUGGCACAAGUGGCUAGCGUACACUGGCCUAGCUCUCGGCCUCAUGUUAGGUGUAAAGUACAGUGGUCUCCUGGGGCUCGGCUGUGUGGGUCUGCUGACCCUGUGUGACCUCUGGCAGCUACUAGCAGACAAGGCUAUUGACGUGACUGAACUUGCACUUCAUGUUCUACUGAGGGGUGUGUACUUACUGGGGAUUCCCCUACUCAUGAAUAUCAUUAUCUUCUAUGUCCACUUCCUGGUGUUGAAUCAAGCUGGUCCUGGCAACUCGUUUGUCUCACUACCGUUCCGUAACUCUCUUCAGGGAUCUGUUGAAACUCCUCUCAUUGAGCUGUCUUCGAAUGCAACUUUGAUUAGGUACAACUCUAACUUCACGCUUCGCUCGACUGAUGUGUCUUGUUGGCUCCACUCUCACGACCAUCUCUACCCACUCAAGUACGCUGAUGGGAGGGGCUCCAGUUACCAGCAACAAGUCACUUGCUAUGACUUCAAGGAUCCCAAUAAUGCGUGGACCAUCAGGAAACCUGCCGGUACGAAUGAUUCGUCCAUCUCAGAGGACAUAGGGGUCGUACGGAAUGGGGACGAGGUAGAGGUAGUUCACCUGCUAUCAGGCAAGCUACUAAACAGCCAUGAUGUAGCCGCUCCACUAAGCCCCACCCUCCAAGAGGUGGCGGGCUAUAUUAACUAUUCAGCUGCCUUUGUACCUCACGUACACUGGAAAGUGAGUGUGGUUGGACUGAAGGAUGGUGACCCUGUUUACUGGGAACCUGGCAGACUGAGAUUGAAGUUACAUCACACGUUCUCCAAGCAAGCACUAGCAUGCACAGGUAAACGUCUCCCGGAAUGGGCCUUCCAACAAUACGAGGUGGUGACAGACAAAGCAGUGGAGGGAAGCCAGACUAUCUGGACAAUGGAGGAUCUGCAGGUUGUGAGGGGAGACAACAAGACUAGAGAUGAAGAGGAGGCUAUAAAGAAAGAGUGGAUAAGUCAGAAACAGGCUAACCAGAAUGUAGAGUUCACAGUCAGCGACAGCUACUCAUUCCUAGAGAAGUAUUUGGAGAUCCAACAUCACAUGUUGACGGCCCAUGGUUCCCUAGGAGACCAUGCGUUUGGAACGCCCCCUCACAACUGGCCGCUAUUGAGUAAGACCCUGCCCUAUUGGCUUGAUGAGACGAGCAACAGUCAGGUGACUCUGAUGGGGAAUCCCCUCCUCUGGUGGGCGGGGUGUGGGGGCGUGGCACUAUUCCUGCUACUGAGUGCGGUGUAUGCACUGGCUAGCAAGAGACUCGUCUAUAUCAUCCAACCAGCUGAGUUUGAGGGUUGGUUGACAAGAGGGGGUGUGCUGGUGGGUUGUUGGCUGGUCCACUUCCUGCCUUACUUCCUGUUGUCUCGAGUCUUGUUCCUCCAUCACUACCUCCCAUCACUGCCUUGUCAACUCAUGCUCCUAGCUGCCCUCUGUGAUCACCUCCACAUAUGGACUAACACACUACCCCCUGUGCUGCGUAUGCUCUACCCCCUCCUGGUGAUUCUCUUCUGUGUCUGCGUGGUCGCCUCCUUUCUCGUCUUUGCCCCGUUCACGUAUGGCUUCCCCUCUCUCUCUGUGGAGCAGAUAAAAUGGCGGCACUGGAUCGAGACCUGGGACCUGCUGUUUCAUAUGACUGCCUCUUCUUGAAACUGUUUGGCAUUGUAUGUGUUUUAUGUAUGCAUUCAGUCACAAUCAAUUUCUGUUUUCUUGAUUUUUGCAUAUAUUUCAUGACUAAUAAGAACACUUAACGAUAUGUCUCAUGUGAUCACUAUAUAUCAUUAUUACUACCCUGAGCUGA
Halichondria panicea is the source of this 2726-nucleotide messenger RNA. RefSeq names its product protein O-mannosyl-transferase 1-like. Gene Ontology annotation, cellular component: endoplasmic reticulum; membrane. Bases 107 to 2575 code for a protein of 822 amino acids. Gene Ontology annotation, molecular function: dolichyl-phosphate-mannose-protein mannosyltransferase activity. Lineage: Eukaryota; Metazoa; Porifera; Demospongiae; Suberitida; Halichondriidae. The record is from RefSeq and is a predicted model, not a curated record. The transcript is spliced from 20 exons. Gene Ontology annotation, biological process: protein O-linked glycosylation via mannose.